AUGCGGCUUUUGGACACAAAGACGAGGAAACUCCACGAGUUCAGCGGUCGCAAAGUGCCGUCUUAUGCCAUCCUGUCACAUACCUGGGAUGAGGACGAGGUCACUUUCGGCGACCUGCAGAGAAAGUUUCCUUGGUAUAAGAGGAAGCAUGGGUAUGCCAAGAUCAAAAAUUGCUGCCGGAGAGCUCUCCAGGAUGGCUUGCGCUAUGUGUGGAUCGACACAUGCUGUAUCGAUAAAUCAAGCAGCGCCGAGCUGUCAGAGGCCAUCAACUCCAUGUAUCAAUGGUAUCAAGGCGCUGCAAUAUGCUAUUCCUUUCUAGCCGACGUCCCUCCCGGCGACGUCCCAGACAACCCGGAAUCCUGGUUUCGACGCAGCCGCUGGUUUCGACGUGGCUGGACGUUGCAAGAGCUUAUCGCUCCUCGUAUGGUGCUGUUCUUCAAUAGCGCCUGGGCGGUCAUAGGAAGUAGGAGCAGCAGCAACACCACUGACGUCGCCAUCAAGGAGUCGGCCCAUUUCGUAGAUCUCGGUCCCACAAUCGAGGCCAUCACCGGAAUCGGCUGGGAUUAUCUGAUAGGCGACCCCGGCAGUCGAAGACCGAUGAGGAAAGCAGCCAUCGCAGAGCGCAUGUCCUGGGCGUCAAACCGCGAGACCACAAGAACCGAGGACAUGGCCUAUUCGCUUAUGGGGCUGUUUGAUGUCAACAUGCCUUUACUCUACGGCGAAGGACGAAAAGCCUUCGUCCGACUCCAGGACGAGAUCAUGAAGGCCUCGGGGGACCAUACAAUUCUCGCAUGGGGUCUCGAUAUGCCAUAUGGCCAUUUCAGCAUCGGUGGUUGCUUGGCAAGCUCCCCUCAGAUGUUCACGACUGCUGGACGGAUUGCGCCUUCUGAAAGCACCGUCCUGGUUCCCUUUGCGCAGACCAACGUCGGCUUACGCAUCGAGCUUCCCGUACGUGUAGAUGAGAAGUCUGAGGCGGCCAUAGCAAUCUUGGACUGUGAGCAUAGAGGGUCCCCCUUAGCUGUCCCUCUUCGAGCAGUCCGUAAGUACGAUGGCUUUCUCUCGGCUGAGCGAUACUGCCCAGUCGUUCGGGUGGCGGACGACAUAAUUCGUCGGGCUGCCCGUCGUACGAUAUACAUCCAGAGCAACCCUACACGGUCCGAUCUCUUUUUGUACAUCGAUGCUUCGGCUUUGAUUAAGGCCGGUUGGCAUCUAUCCGAGGCGUGGCCCCCGUACGCCGCACUUGAGACUCGAUCUUACGAUAGUCAGAUGGUUCGAAACGCUGUGGGCUUUGACACACUGCCUUAUUUGCUUAUAUCUUUCAGUCAGAAGGAUGGCCAGCGCUUUGUGGUUCGACUCAGGUUGCUUAAGGAGAGUACACCGAGGUACCGGAUAGCGCCAAAGUAUGCGGCGGACUUUAGUACCUUGCCUGAUCUGCAUACUACAAGAAAGCUAGGGACAACGCCUGCGGUAGAGUCAUCGCUAAUGCAAUUGUCUUUACGAGACGGCUUUGGCGAUUCUCAAGAUUGGAAAUACUCACUCGAAGUUCAUCGCGCCACCAUUGGGAUUACCUCUUUGGAUGCGCUGAGUACAUCGCCGUCUUCGUCCCUAGCAAGUUUUAUUGUAUUGGAAGCAUAG
Molecule: messenger RNA, 1635 nt
Organism: Neoarthrinium moseri
Lineage: Eukaryota; Fungi; Ascomycota; Sordariomycetes; Amphisphaeriales; Apiosporaceae
Exons: 1
Coding region: 1-1635 (544 amino acids)
Source: RefSeq, a predicted model, not a curated record